GUAGAACAACAUCUUACAGGUGGAGCAGAAAUGGCAGCGCGCUUAGGAGUGACAUGCUGCUCAGUUUACCUCACAGCAGUUCUGCUGUGCUACGUUUGUACAAAAGAGGAAAAGAAAGCUGUGAAAGCAAGAGAGAGAACGAACAUCACGCUGCAGCCGGUAGAAAGUCAACACAACGCCCGGGUCGUGUGGACCUUCGGAGUCGAAAGCCCAAACAUUCGAAUAGCAUCAGUAAAGCUGAAUAAAGAAGUAAAAUGUGACUAUGAGGAGAAAUUCAGAGACAGACUUCUUCUUGACAGCCACACCGGAGCUCUGACUAUCUCACAGCUGGAAGUGAGUGACUCAGGCGUUUACCAGUUCCAGUCCAUCAGCAGCAAAAUCCUGAGCAGAGAUUUCCACCUGACUGUCUACAGUUUCCUCCCUAGGCCGUCCAUUACCGUCACUAACUGCAGCUCUGCUUCAGUCACCGUGGAGUGUUCAGUCCAGAACAGCAGGGAGCUGAAGCUCUCCUGGUACCGCGGGACGGAGAGACUGAAGCAAACCAGCAGUCCCAGUCUGCCCUCUGAGCUGAUUCUUUCUCUGGACGUAGAUGCCGAGGAUGGAGGCAACUACAGCUGCAUGGCUGAAAACCCUGUAGAGAGACAAACCACCAAACUGCUUACAAAGGACAUUCAGCUGGGAAAUGCAGAAAACAGCAGCUGGUGUCAGAAUGAAUCCACUGUCAGGCUGAUUGUUUCUGCUGGAAUUGCCUUGGUUCUGAUUCUUCUCCUGGUUGACCACAUCAGGUUCUGAGGAUGAGCCAGGAACUAACAGCAUGAUCCGGGAAACCCAACACUUGCUGGUUCUCAUGCUGGAGCGGAGACAAUUCGUGCAUGUCAAAACUUGGUGAACUGCAUUUUUUGUGUUAAAAGAAUCUAAGAAACAAACCCUGAGUGCACAAAAUACCACAGCAAAGUCUGUGACAAACCAGAUGCAGUAUUGAUGUAGGAAUGUAAUGGAUAUACAAUGUUCUAGCUGUUUUCACCUGAUUUCCUCUGGGUUUUGUCAGAUUCUUGUUUUCUUUGAGUUCUUUUCCUUUUCUUGGUUCUGUUUUAUUUGUUGGUUUGUUCUUGGAAGGAAUUAUGACAAUUAUGACCUAAAGUUUUAACACUCCCUGAGAUAUGACAAAAACAUAACCUGUAAAUAAGUGAGUAAUAAAUGAUUUAAAUAUU
Gambusia affinis (western mosquitofish) is the source of this 1211-nucleotide messenger RNA. Its product is annotated as SLAM family member 9-like. Lineage: Eukaryota; Metazoa; Chordata; Actinopteri; Cyprinodontiformes; Poeciliidae. The record is from RefSeq and is a predicted model, not a curated record. The annotation marks the transcript as partial. The transcript is spliced from 4 exons.